UGUUCUUGCAACAUGGGCGAAAUGUGUGCUGAUCGGUUCGUUGCAUGCAGCAAUGGCGAUCGGCUUUUGUUCUUGGUGUUUUGCUACACCAGUCGUCAGUUGUUGGAGUGAGCUCACAGAGAAGUUGGAGAGUGUUUCGUUUUACGUUUGGAAGAUGUCGAUGAUCAGAGCUGCGAAAGUAAGCCGCGUAAAAAGGUCUCCAGUGUGGGCCUAUUUUGAUGAUAUAGGACGGACCGCUCGUUGUAAACUGUGUAGUCGUGAGUUUGUCCGCCAGAGCGGAACGACGAAUUUGUUUGCCCACUUGAGCUCUGCUCACAAGGAGCAACAUGCGGCUGCUGUUGGUGGAAAGCCACCAGUUUCCGCUGAGAACAAGCGGAUCGAUGUUCAAACGUGUGCUGAUACGAAGCCGAUCUCUAACUUCUUUGGCGGUGCGGCCAAUAUGCGAACGUGCAACUCCAGUCGUGCGGGACAUCUCACGGAACUGGUUAUCGACUGGAUAGUUGACUCGACGAGGCCCUUCUCCAUUGUCACUGACCCAGGAUUCAUCGAGCUAUUGAAGGUGCUCGAACCAGAGUUCAAGGUGCCUUCACGAACGCACUUCAGUAGUCUCAUCCUGAAGCGCCACAGAACGUGUAUGGAUGAAAUGAAGUCGUUGCUUGCGGAGGAGGGAGAUGCUGGAGUAGCCUUGACUACUGAUGGCUGGUCAUCAACAGCUACUCAGUCGUUUGUGACGCACACCGUCCAUUUUAUUAAUCGUCAGUGGGAAGUGGUGAGUGGCGUCCUGGAAACCAGUGUGUUUUCCGGCAGCCACACUGCUGUUAAGCUGGCGAAUUAUAGUGAGGAGGUGUGCCGCCGGUUUGAUCUGGACAACGUCGUGGCUGUGACGCAUGAUGAGGCAGCGAACAUGGCUUCUGCUGGUAGGUUGCUGCAGGACAGCAACGACUGGAUUUCGUGCAUCUGCAUGGCACACCGUCUGCAGACAGUUGUUCGUCAUGCCCUGGCCAUCAAGGAUGUCGCCAAGCUUCUGGCCAGAAGCCGUAAACUUGUUGGGCACUUCAAGCAUUCUUGCCUUGCUGCUGAGGCACUGUCGACCAAGCAGAAGCAGCUGAAGCCAGAACAACAGCCACUGAAGGUUGUACAAGAUGUUUCCACUCGGUGGAACUCCACGUUUUAUAUGUUGGAGCGUCUAGUGAAGCUUCGCGUCAGCCUCACUGCUGUGCUCUGUGAUGAGCAGAUCACUCCGAAACGCGACGACCGCGAUAUGCUCCUCAGGGACACCGAGUGGUCUUUGGCAGAACAUCUGAUCGACCUGCUUGGACCGUUCGAGAUUGCCACAACAGCUGUCGGUGCCCAACGCUAUGUGACGAUGUCUCUGCAACUUCCUAUUGCAGCACAGUUGUUUAUGGAGGUGUCCGCUUCAGACACCGGAUUGCCCAGAGCUGCCAAGAAUGUGGCCAAGAAGUUGAAGACGGAAAUGGUGCGCAAGUUUUCGGAGGUUGCGUCACCAUCGCCAACCUCAACUUUCACCUUGGCCUCCGCGCUCGACCCUAGGUUCCGGCAGUUGAGUUUCCUGGACACGGAGAAAUCCGCAGCAGCGCAGAAGGUUAUCCUCGACAAGCUGAAGGCACAGCAGCCAACAACCAAUGUCGAGCCUCCUGCAAAACGAGCGAAGCCGUCAGGUAGCUUGAGCCAGUUAUUCAAGUCUCGGCGGCAGGAAGCACCAGCUAACACCACCGGUCCACCCUCCUCUGCACAGCUGCAGAGAGAAGUGGACAUGUACUUCGAGGAAGCCGAAGUUGACGUGGAGGCGGAUCCACUAGUGUGGUGGAAACUCAAUUCCUCACGGUUUCCCAACAUCGCUGGUCUGGCGCGGAGAUUCCUGUGUAUACCUGGCACCUCCGUUCCAUCGGAACGCGUAUUCUCCGCUGCCGGAUUACUCGUGUCCAAGCUCAGGAAUGGACUGUGUGCCAAGCAUGUGGACGCAUCCAUCUUCCUUGGACGAAACAAGAUGCUCCCGAGUGCGCGGCACAGCACCAAUGGCUCUACUGACACAGCUUCCAAGUCGCUGCAGGAAGCUCUUGCCGCUGAAGAAGAAGAAGAGGACGAGCUUGCAAUGCCACCCUGUUCGAUCCUUGUUCCGGUGCCAGUGAGUGACGAGGAGGAUGCCGACGACAGCAGCAGCAGCGAUGUCUGCAUUGAAUCUGAUGACGACUGCUGAGCUUUUAAUGUGCAAACAGUAGUCAUGCAGCACUAUGCACAUAUCACACUUGAGAAUCUAUGAACUGCGAGCUGUACUGUGUAAUGUAUAUACCACAGAGAAAAUAUAAAAAAUAACAAUACUGCUCGUUUCAACUUUCAGUUGUUUGGGUUGUUUUGAGUUAUCACUUGAAGUACAAUGUGCAUUUGGCUAUUUGCUGGUGCUUAGUAUACCCGAGUUGAUAUUUAAAGGAUU
Molecule: messenger RNA, 2452 nt
Organism: Sycon ciliatum
Lineage: Eukaryota; Metazoa; Porifera; Calcarea; Leucosolenida; Sycettidae
Product: E3 SUMO-protein ligase ZBED1-like
Exons: 1
Coding region: 53-2218 (721 amino acids)
Molecular function (GO): DNA binding; protein dimerization activity
Source: RefSeq, a predicted model, not a curated record